Molecule: messenger RNA, 1873 nt
Organism: Trichoderma virens Gv29-8
Lineage: Eukaryota; Fungi; Ascomycota; Sordariomycetes; Hypocreales; Hypocreaceae
Exons: 1
Coding region: 1-1638 (545 amino acids)
Cellular component (GO): mitochondrion
Molecular function (GO): molybdenum ion binding; oxidoreductase activity
Source: RefSeq, a predicted model, not a curated record
AUGCCCCGAUUUCGCAUGUCCGAGAUCCGCAAGCACGAUGCCAAGUCAACACAUCCCUGGGUCACCCACGGCGACAAGGUCUACGACAUCACGGAGUGGAUUUCUGCUCACCCUGGCGGCCAAGUCAUUCUACGAGCUGCUGGUGGCUCAAUUGAGCCCUACUGGAACAUAUUCACCAUCCACAAGAACCAAUAUGUCUAUGACAUACUCAACCAGUACCUCAUUGGCUAUAUUCACCAGGCUGAUCUAGUCGACGGCAAGCCCGCCCAGGAGACGAUCGAAGACCCCUUUGCCGACGACCCGGUCAGACAUCCUGAUCUCAUUACCCGGACAAUGAAGCCUCGCAAUGCCGAAACCCCUGAGCAAGCUCUCAGCGCCCAAUUCAUCACCCCCAAUGAGCUGUUCUACGUCCGCAACCACAUGUGGGUGCCCAAGCUCACUCCCGAUGAGGCUGAGGCACACAUCUUGACGGUGGAACUGCCCGACGGCACCACAAAGGAGUACACCCUGCGCGAUCUCAAGACCAAGUUCGCUGAGAAGAAAAUCACUGCUGUGCUGCAGUGUUCUGGAAACCGUCGGAGCCACAUGAGCCGAGGGUCCGGCCGUGCAACAAACGGCUUGCAGUGGGAAGCCGGCGCGAUUUCCAAUGCCACGUGGGAGGGUGUUUUGCUAUCUGAUAUCCUCGCUGAUGCCGGCUUCGACGCCGCCACCGUGAGAAACGGCACCAGCGAGGCGCAGCAUGUGCACUUCUCUGGUAUGGAGGCAUACGGGUCGUCUAUCCCCAUCAAAAAGGCCGUGGAUCCUCAAGGCGACGUGCUGUUGGCGUACGGCAUGAACGGCAAGCCUUUACCAAGAGAUCACGGCUACCCAUUACGAUCCAUCGUGCCUGGGCAUGUCGCCGCUCGGUCAGUCAAGUGGCUUAGUCAAAUCACUCUCAGCGAUGAGGAGAGCCCUAGCCAGUGGCAGCGAAAGGACUACAAGUGUUUUGGCCCCAACCAGACAAAGGUCGACUGGGAGAAAGCUCCGGCCAUCCAGGAGUUGCCCGUCCAGAGUGCCAUCACCGGUGUCAAGCUCGGCGAGUGGACAACGCCGAGUCAAGAAACGUCAAGCGACUCAGCUGAGCCUGCGAAAGAGGUUGCUCUCAACGGGUAUGCCUAUUCUGGCGGCGGACGAUCAGUCAUUCGCGUCGAUGUCUCUCUUGACGAUGGAAAGAGCUGGUCACAGGCUAAUCUGCUGCCGGAUGAGGAGUCAAAAUAUGACGGCAAGUCUUGGAGCUGGAAGCGAUGGACGUUUAACGGUGCGGUGCCUUUGGAGGCGUUCAAAACUCCAGAAGACGGGGCUGCGGGUAAGGAAACCGACGACGAUAAGAACACCAUUAGGAGAGGCUCUGCAAGAAGACCAGCCAACGAGAGUUCCCAGCACACAAAAAGCAACAGGAGGUGCACUACCGUUGCCAUCAAGGCCACAGACGAGGUUUACAACACACAACCCGAGAGCCAUGCCGCAACGUGGAAUUUCCGUGGGAACCUCGCUACUGCCUGGCAUCGCGUGCAAGUCUGCACCGACUGCUCUCCCAACGCCAUUGUUUUGAAGAAGUAUUCUGACGACGAUAAGAAAUCAUCACAUGAGAAGUCAUGAAAGAAGGGAGGGCAUGAAUAUGGAUAUUAGAAUUGGGUAUAAAAUUUUUCUUUUUUCGUUUUCUCUUUUUCUCUUUUUCUUCUUUAGUCUGGGAGCGUAUGCAUACAUCGCAUAGGUAGAGAGACAUAGGGCAGGAGUUGGAUGUCGUUUUGUGUAUAUAUACCCUUUCAUCAUGUUAAGACUAACGGACUGUUACUUGGCUAAAUCUUAUCACCUGAAUCGAAAAUUGCCAUUC